Molecule: messenger RNA, 546 nt
Organism: Drosophila hydei
Lineage: Eukaryota; Metazoa; Arthropoda; Insecta; Diptera; Drosophilidae
Exons: 1
Coding region: 46-531 (161 amino acids)
Source: RefSeq, a predicted model, not a curated record
UGUGAUCUUCAGUUCGCACGCGUGUUCUAAAGCAGUUUGGGAGAAAUGUCCGCAUUGGAAGAAAAAUAUACAAAAUAUCUAAGUGAGCAUGGUAUAUUGCCGCGUCUGCUCGAAAUACUAGAGCAAUUAGUGAAUAUUGAUCCACUUCCCUCGGAUCCGCUAAUGGAAAUUCUGCACGCACUUGGCUGCCAGCUUAUACCGCAGGCUCAAAUGAAGGCCCUGGAGAGGAAGGUAUCGCGCGCACAGGAUGAGCUGCGUUAUCUGCGACGUGUGCUAAUAGAUCUAGGCGGUCAGGACGAACUGUAUGACAGCGACACAGACGAGAACGAAUAUGUGGGUCAAGUUAGCGAGAUGCGCUCUACUCCCCUUUACACACCACACUCCGCCAGCGAGGAGGACUACCCGUCGCCUCAAUACCUUUUGGAAGCAUCGAUUGCCAUCAGCGAGGAGCAUCAGUCACAGCAGCAAUACGAGGAGGAGCAACAGCCCUGCUGCAGCCAUGACUUGCAGGGAAAUGUGAAGCAGUUCUAGAGAAUUGCUUAUGUA